CAUUUAGUAAUUUCUAUUUUAGAAAUCAACCUAUGAAUCAUACACGCACUGCAUCAAUGCAUGGUAUCGAAUAUUGGCAAAGUUCUCAGUGAAAUAAAAAUAUGACUCAUCUCUCGACAUUUUGUUUGAAGAAUGCGUUAAUCCUAGAAUAGCUUAAUGUAUAACACAUCAUUAGUCAUUCUCGUGAUUACGGAUAUGUAGAUUGUUAGUAAAAAAUUAAGUGCUAAUCUGAGAAUGAAGAGUAACGACUGGUAGAUGCAUGUGAUGGAAGGUACAGUGAUUUAAACAAUGGGACAUGUACACUCAAAGAAGAAAAGACACAAGUACAACAAAGAACUAGCCGAUUAUAUCAACAGAAAUGUGCCAGAUUACCAUGACAACCAACAAACUGUAGAUCCUGUGGACGUUGAUCAAAUAUCUCAUUUUAGCGAACCUUUUCUACACAGUUCAUCGACCAUUCAACAAAACAUCACAAAAAAGUGGAUGACAAUGCCUAUUACCCAUGAUUCUCGAGAAGGAUCGCCACUUCUAAAAGCUGCACAUAUUUCGUACAAGGACAUUAAAGUUGAUGACCAUCCAGCACUUACAAAACUCCAAAAUGAACAAAAUACCCGUUUGGAAAAAAUGGAGGAAAGGAUGAACCAAAUUCGACUUCAUGCAAUGCAAGAAGCAGACAGACGCAAAUAUGCAUAUUUAUUUAGAGCAAAAUCACGACAAAGUCCAACCAAAGACUUGAUAAAAGUACGAAAAUGUCAGACGGACAACUAUUUAAUGAAAACACGACACAGUCCUACAAAUGACCUCUUACUGAAAGCCAAAGAUAAAAUAAUACAAAAUUCUAAUAUCUGUGAUGAAAAAGAUAAUCAAAAACUUCAGUCCAGCAUUGAUGACAAAGGGGAGGUAAUCCCUGUCACUGUUGUGACUGAAACCAAGAAAUCCACGACAGGAACCGAGAAGUCCAUAAAGCAACAGAUUGUACCUGCAUUUGAUACUAUUAAUCUAAGUGAUCCAAAAUCUGUUUUACUCCUGCCAUUUUUGUUGCCUAUAUUUUUAUUGUUAUUCAUGGUUAGAAGUUUUGCACAGUCAGAAAAAUGGAAGAAAGAUAGAUCCAAAUAAGACUAAGGGCAGAUAAUUACAAAACUAAGGGCAGAUAAUACUGUAAAUUCAGAAAUUACUAAGUUUUGAUUAAUGGAAAUAAUCACAGAAGGAUAUUCAUUGCACAUGUUGCAAUAAAUGAAAAUCAUUUUCACUAUUUUUGAUAAUGUUCAACUGUGAAUUUAUUUAUUUUGGUGGGUAUCAAUUUCCAUGGACUAGAUAAAAACUGUACUUUUGUGGAAACUUGAUAUUUUAGUUUUGACAAGGUCUACGUGUACAUACAAGCCAAUAGGGAUUUUGAAGUUCUUUUUUACACAGGAAUCCAUGAAAAUUGGUGCCUCACAAAAAAUAAUGAAUCUACAGUAUUAAUAACACAACAUGACGAUUUUAAGUCAAAUUAUGGAAUAUCAAUUGAAGGAAAAAGCACUUAUGGAUUUCUGAAAUUACAGUACUUCAUUGACAACAAAAAGCAGGUAUUUGGUAAAAAAGGAAAGAUGAUGGACAGAAAUAGGGCAAAUUGAAUUAUAAGAACUACACAGCAUCUUGGUAAUGUGCAAUCAAUUUAGAUAACAGGUGCUUAAAUUUUUCAGUUUUGUGUACAAAUUUGUUGUAUCUGUUCUACAUGGUUUAGUGCUUUAUCAUAGUAAUGCAUCAGUUUUCAUAUACUAUUUCUAGGGGGUAUUUAACAACCCUGAUUUCCUAUGAGGGUCUUACACAGUCAGUUCACAUAAUUUUUCAGAUACAAUAUAAUUGUGUACUGCAUGACAAAAACAAUGCAAACUUGUACAGUGUACUAGUUGGUCCAAAAUAAGGUUCAGUUCCCCUGUGUCCUUUCUGUGCACCCACUCUACCGUUAUAGUCCUGUCAUAUACAUUAUUGUUUUUAGAAGGACAGUCAAUACUUUUCAAUGGAAAAAAAAUUAAUUUAUCUGCUAUUUAGAACCCAAAUAUACCUUAAAAAACCCAGACAAAAUUUUGUUUAAAUUUCAAAUUUAUAUAAAACUUAAUUAGGUGGCCCUUUAAGGCAAGAAAUUGUGCUAAUGUGAACUUCAUCUUAAACCUGUUCCCCUUUGACCUUUAAUCCUAGCUAGGACGCUGCUGUAUAAUUUAUUCAAGAUUGGUAUUUACACUUUUGUAUAAUAAUGUAUGAAGUAAUCAUUUUUUCAUGUGUACUUGUUUUCGCUAAUUUCGUGGUGUCUACAUGUAUGUAAGAACGUUAAACAGUUCCCUAGAAGGUCUAAUAAAGCACGUUUAGAAAGUACCAUAUAAGGUCUUAUAAUGCAUAUUAAGAAAGUACACUGUCUAAUAAAGCAUGUUUAGAAAGUACCCUAGAAGGUCUAACAAAGCAUGUUUAGAAAGUACCCUUGAAGGUCUAAUGAUGCAUUUUCAGAAAGUAACCUAGAAGGUUUAAUGAUUUAUCUUAUUUUUUUUUUAAAAAUGAUGAAAUUUCUAAAACUAGAACCAAGAAAUGGUCUUUUUCUUUAAUAAAAAUUUGCAAAAAUGACCUGCCACAUUAAAUGACAGUUCAUUGAUACUGAAUAACUGAUGAAACAUGUUUUUGGAUAUAUGUGAUAGGAAUUUUGUCAAACAUAUGUCAAUUUGAAUUUCCAAAAUGUUACUCUUAAACUUGUAGCUCAGUUACUUAUUUGUUAAAAAAAACAUAAAUAUGUUCAUUUUAAUGAAGUAUAUGUAUUGAAAAUGCACAGGGGUUCUCAACAUGGGAUUUUGGGAACAGUUGUGCAGCUGGGAUUUAAAAAACACCCCCCAUUCAUAUAUUGAAUAAUUGUGAAAUCCAUACCUACAUUGUAUACAUAUAUUUCACAGUGAAAUCAUAACCCAUUCAUAUAUUUAUCAGCUCAAAUAGUACCUAAAUAUAUCAUAAUUGGUCAAUUACUACCUAUUGAUACAUUUCCUUGGUAAAAUUGCACCCCAUUGAUAUAUUUGACGUAUCAAAAAAGGGACCCAUUCCAGCGGCACAUAUGUAUAUACCUUCAUAUAGGAAGAGACCCCCCCCCCCCGUGUUGAAAUGUUAUAUUAAAUUCUAAGUCAAAUUUAAUUUUAAAAAGGAUCAUUUUCUGUAAUCCUGAUCUGAAUCUGUAAUUCUAUAUCAAUACUUAAAAUUUGACUUCUAACAUGUCUAAAGUUGAAUUAAACUGUAAACAGUUGUGGAUCCAAGAUUUUGAAAAAGAGGGCCCGCCAAGCAAUGUUAGGUGAGGGACUAGUAAAAGGUAUAUAUGCAAUAACCAUAUAUGUAGCUCCAUAAACCCCUACCUAAAGUAAAACGCCUCCCUUAAUAAGUAGAAUUUUCUUGUUUGUAAUUGUUUAGAUUGCUACGAACAUGUCAGCGUUAGAUUUUUUGUCAACUCCAGAUUUUAUUGUCAACUCCAGAUUUUAUUGUCAGCUCCAGAUUUUAUCGUUGGUUCCAGAUUUUAUUCUGAAAUGCAGUAAACAACUUUUGUAUUAAAAUGUCUUUUAAUUGGUUUGUGGCCAUCUUAUUUAUUUUGUAUUUAAUUUAUUGAAAAUACACCCAUUUAGGUCACAGCAGCAUACACAUACAAGUAACAAUAAUUUAAUAUACAAAUUUGGAAAAGCUCUUUCCAAAAGACCAAUAUUAUAUAUAUCCCAUGUGUGUAUUAAGUUGAAAGAUUUUUGCUUGCACUGACUUCAAUUCUUUUAUAAGGUCAUAACAAUGAAUGAAUAAUUUUAUUAUUAUAAGAAUUGUCACAAAAGUGGGCUUAUUUUAUGCAAUUUUGUAUUUUAUUGUAUUUAAAGACUAUAUAACUGUACAUUUAUGUAUAGACAGUAUGACAUGUUAUUAUGGUCAGAAAGAUGUGCAAUAGUUUAUUUUGGAUAUACUCAGCAUUUUGUGCAAUUAAUUUUACAUUAUUGUCUGUUCAUACCUCAUUUUGUACAUUUGUAACUUUUAAUUGAGCUGUUAUUAUAUGCACACAGCAACUCAUAAGGUUUAAGCUUUUAUGUUUCUCAUCCACGAUCGUCAGCCCACCCAUGUCCAUUAAAGGUUUACAUCAUAUUUUGUGGUAAUGUUGAAACCAAUUUAUUAUAUGCUUGUAACAAUUGAUUGUACUUUUUUGUGUACGUGAAAGAAAUGCAAAUAGGUUUGGACAAGCUAUGAAUUUUUUGCCCACUCCCCACGUGUGGAUUGAUGGAUCAAAGCAAAAUCUAUCUGCUUAUACUUGACAUUUCAAAUAAUCCUUCACUUUUAAACUCCCUAUGCAAUGCUUAUGGUAUGAAUAGACUUUUUUCAUAUUACCGACUUUUGACCAUGGAAUAUAUAAUUUUUCCAUAGGUUUCAAGUACUCUGGUAGGACAUUCUGGUACUCCAUCAAGUAAGAGCAAAUGAUAGAAGUAAAAUUGAGCUUACAAAUGGUGCAAUUUGGGGAAAAAAAUAUCUGUUUUCCAAUUAUUAUGUUGUGUGAAUAGCAAACAUAAAACAGUAAAUUUUCACCAAAAUGCAGUUAAUGUAAGCUUGAUUUUACUUCUUUCAGUUGCUCUUAUUUGACUGAGUACCAGAAUGUCCUCUCACAGAGUAGGUAACCUGUUGAAAAAUUAUAAACUCCAGAGUCAAAAGUCGGUAAUAUGAAAAAUGUCUAUUAGCUUUUAUGUUACCCAUCCAUGAUCUGCAACCCACCCAUGUUCAUUGAAGUUUUAUAUCAUGUUUUGUGGUUAUGUUGAAACCAAUUUCUUAUCUACUUGUAUCAAUUGAUUGUACUUUUUUUCUGUACAACAAAAGAAGUGCAUAUUUACUUCAGGGGAUUGGCUUGGUCAAGCUAGAAAUGUUGUGCCCACUUAGAAUGAUGGAUCAAGACAGAAUCUACCUGCUAAUACUUGACAUUUCAAAUAGUCCUUAACUUUUUAACUCCCUAUAAGCUAUGUAUUACUUAUGUAAUGAAUUAGAUAUAUUCUUUAGAAAGUCACAAGUAUUUUUUUUUAUUUCACUUUAAAAGAUGCAACUAAAAUAUUGAUCUAGCAAUAUGAUAUUUUGCCACAAUGUUUAUAUAAAUAAGAAGAUGUGGUAUGAGUGCCAAUGAGACAACUCUCCAUCCAAGUCACAAUGUAUAAAAAGUUAACAAUUGUAAGUCAAAGAACUGAGACUCAUUAAGAAUAUUUAAGCUGUGCUCGUAAUUAGUGCUAUUAAAACUUUUGUUCAAUUUUCUCCACAUGAUCUUUUUUAAAUAUUCAUGUCUACAAAUGUUGCAUUGGAAGGGAGAUAAUUUCUACAAGUACCUUUGGUUGACAAAAAAAUACUUUUAACAAGUUAGUUGAAUUUAACAUGUUAUUUUCCAUUUGAAAAGUUAGACAAAAGAAAAAAGAACUGAGAGUCAUUAAGAAUAUUUAAGCUCUGCUUGUAAUUAGAAACCUGCUUUCAUAUGGCGAUCUUUACAUCAACCCUAGAUGAUUGAAAUCUAGUUUUGAAUAUUUAGAUUUUGUAUUUAAGGAUAUUAAUGUAUAUUGAAUUAUUUCAUUUCAUAGGUAAAUGUUUUUGGAAAAGAAUGUUGUUUUUAUCCAUCUUUACCAAAAUAUUUCAAAUUACAGUUUUGAGCCACUUUUAAGUAUUAAUGGUUUGUGUUCAUCUUCUAAAUUUGCUAUAAUGUUGUAAAGAUCUCAAAUACUCACAAGAAGUUAUAAUACUGAAAUUUUAGUGAAAAUUUAAAUACCUGCAAAAUGUAGGAAAAUUUAAAGGACUUUUUGAAAAUGACAAACCCUGAAAAAGGACCUACCCAAUGUAUUUCAAUGCUUUUCUGUUUCUUUUUGUUUUUUUACCCAAAUAUUUUGGCUUUUAGCAGGCCAUUAAUUUUUGAAAUGCACAACUGAUACAUCAGAAUUUUUCCCCAUCACACAAAUUAAAUAUUUGAUAUACUUUUUCAUGUUCUGACACCUUAUAAAUGUGUACAUCAGAUAUUGCUUUGUAAAUUAGAAUCUCAUCAACAUUUACAAUUUGUUUUUCAUCAAUGUGUACAAUGUAUUUUCAUAUGUGUGCUAAAAUGUCACAACAAGAUAAGUGUGUAUAAGAUUUUUUUUUCAAUUUCUUUUAAGGGGGGUGGGGUGGAGGACCUACACCCAUCUCUUUGAUCGAAAAAAAAAAGUCAUUUUUUGGGCCAUAUAAUCCCCAUUUGAAAAGAAUUAAAAAAGUAUAACAAAAAUAUAGAACUCCAAGGCAAAUUCAAAAAGGGGAAGUCCUAAAAAAAUUGACAUGUAUUUGAAAGAAGAAGCAUGAUUUAUAUAAAACUUUUGCAAUACAUUUAUUAUGUCUUCAUUUAUCAGUAUCAUUUAUUAAUAUGUUUAUAAAUUAUAAUAUAAUAAAUGACACUGUCAGAACUUUUAUGUAGGUUGUAUACUAUUGGAAAAAAAAUCGAAAGUCACAAAUUUCUUUCUUCAUAAAAUAUUAUUUAUUGUGAUGCCAUCCAUUACAUACACUUCAUAUUGGUUAUUCCAUUUUUACCAGUACAUGGUGGGAGUUAUCAUAGAGAGGUCAAAAUGUCUAGAUUGUUCCCAUGAGGGUCUGGAGAGGUCUUUAUUUCUGUCUUUAAUUUUAUUAGAAAAGAAAGAUCAUUUUUCUCUUUUUUUUUUUUCUUUUUUUGCUCAUUAUUCUGUAUUCUUUUAUUUUUUGCUCACUUUUUUUUCCUAUUCUUUAUAUUGUUUUGUCCAUUAUUCUCUAUUCUGUAAUCCCCCAUCCAGACCCUUAUGUUUCAUACUUCAUGAUGAAAUAUUUGAAAAAAAAAUGGUAAGGUAACAAAUCGUUUUUAACUAUAAUAUAUUAAAUAGAUAUUGAUUAGAAAUCCAAAUAUUUUUCUUAGAAAUUCUCAAUAGAUUUUAAUAUGUAAUAUUAAAUUUUACGUAGAAAGAAAAUAUCUCACUUAUUUUGUUCAGGUAGAGUAAUUUUUUCUCUAUUUUAUAUCUAUUUAGUUAUGAAAUUUAACAAGUAUUUUGUUUUCUUGUUUUGUAUUAUUCAGAAAACAGCACAUUGUAAUAAAGUUUUUUAUCUCCUUUUUAUUUCUUUACUUGUACUUUUAAGUGUAUAGUAAACUUUUAAAAUGUCAUUUAUUGCAUAACAGGGGUAUGUGCAUAUAGUUUAUAAUAAAAAUCCUAUAUUUUUAAAUCUA
Molecule: messenger RNA, 7216 nt
Organism: Mytilus californianus (California mussel)
Lineage: Eukaryota; Metazoa; Mollusca; Bivalvia; Mytilida; Mytilidae
Exons: 4
Coding region: 289-1116 (275 amino acids)
Source: RefSeq, a predicted model, not a curated record